AACUCCAGCGGGUCACGUGACUGUAUCGGCUUUUUUGUUCGAAAAACACGAAGCCGAGGGUCAGCGAUGGUGAUUACUUUAACCACAUGUAUACAUGGCUUAAGAAAUUGGCGUCUGAUUAAUUGUUAGUUUUGAUCAAUUAUCUUGGAAAAGUUACAUCAGGAAGUGGUUUGAGGAAGUAGUUCUUCUCCUUGGUUGAGUGACAGCUGUGGUAGUGACAGCCCACACGGCGGAGCACCACAGAAUCAAGAUGGCAGGACUGUCUUUAUAUUUUGAAGAUGGCCACGAUGAUAUGGAUGACUUCCACACAGUUGGAUUUGAAAACUAUGGCUCAGAGUGUGAAGGAAUACGGAUCACAGCCUUCCUAGAUGCAGGGCAAGACAACCUCACUCCUUUAGGGAGGCUUGAGAAGUAUGCCUUCAGUGAGAACCUUUUCAACAGGGAGAUCGUGGCACGCGGGCUGCUAGAUGUGCUUCGAGAGUUCAGUGACAAUGAAAAUGACUUUAUCAGUGUCAUGGAGACAGUUGCCAGAAUGUCAGAAGAUGGAGAGCCAACAGUGCGGGCUGAGCUAAUGGAACAGAUCCCAAACAUCGCCAUGUUCUUGCAUGAGAGCCGACCCAACUUCCCAGCAGCUUUCUCCAGAUACCUGGUACCAAUCGUGGUCCUGUAUCUCACCGACCCAAAUAAUCAGGUGCGGAAGACUAGCCAGGCAGCCUUGCUUGUUUUGCUGGAGCAAGGCCUCAUCUCUAAGGCCGACAUGGAGACCAAAGUCUGCCCCGUUCUGCUAGAACUCACAGAGCCGAGCAGCGACGACGAUUACAAAUCAGAGGCCGUUGCUAUCAUGUGCAAACUGGUCACCAUGUUGAGCAAAGACACCGUAGAGCGCCUGCUUCUGAUGCGCUUCUGUGAGCUGUGCAGUGAUGCCAGGCUUUUCCAAGUCCGCAAGGUCUGUGCUGCCAAUUUCGGAGAGUUCUGUUCCAUUGUAGGCCAGGAGGCAACGGAAAAGCUGCUGAUGCCCAAGUUCUUUGACCUGUGCUCAGACAGCCUGUGGGGCAUCAGGAAAGCCUGCGCAGAGUGUUUCAUGGUCGUCUCAAACUGCACAUCCCCAGAGGUGCGACGGACAAAACUGUCGCCCCUCUUCAUCAACCUCAUAAGUGACCAGUCACGCUGGGUGCGCCAAGGAGCCUUUCAGUCUCUUGGCCGCUUCAUUUCCACCUUCGCUAACCCCUCCGGCACUGGCCUCCACUUCCGGGAGGAUGGCACCUUACUUGCGCUGCCCAGGUGUACUUUAGAAAGUGACUGCUCCAUCAACCCUCUGAAGUGCUCUGAAAUGGGGGGCUGCCCCACGCAAAGGACCAUCAGCCACACUCCUGCCAACCAGGACGGCCGCGCUACUCCUUCCCCUGAGCGCUCCCUGAUGGCUGACCUCGAGUAUGCACACGCUUUCGGCAACAACUCCACGACCGCUGCCUCGGAGACGCGAGGAAACCCCACAUCCGGUGGCCCUUAUAGCAACACAAACAACAACAAUGACCCCACGGCUACGGAGAACGACAAGAACCAAAAGGACAUGGAGCAGGCCGACGAGAACUUCAACUCUUUUAACUACUGGAGGCCUCCGUUACCCGACAUCAGCGGGGAGCUGGAGAUGCUCACUGGCCCAACCACAGGGGAGGAAGUGGAAGGAGAGGAAGAGGAUGAGGAGGAAUGUCCUGUGUCAACAUACAGCCCAGCUAAAGCCACCAGUGACCAGAUCCAGAAAGUCCUGGACUGCUUGCAGCCCCAUAUGGAUGACCCUGAUGUACAGGCCCAAGUCCAGGUGUUGUCGGCAGCCCUUAAGGUGGCCCAGCUGGACAGCCCGACGGAUGGCAGCCCAACCGAAGACCAGCCAUCGAGUCCAACUGAAGGCCACGCCGACAGCGAUAGCCCCCCACCAGAGACCAAAACGGCUGAGGUCCAAGUGGAGAGCGAGCAGAAUCCCACAGAAGAGGAGCAAAUGGUGGAGCCUCCCCCGGUCCCGGAGUCCUGCCCCGUCCAGGAACAGGGCGAGAUGGAGACCCAGACAGAGCCCCAGGAGGGCCAAGAAGACUCUCCCCCAGGUUCCCCUGUCUUGGUGCGGGACGACUCGGACCACAGCAGCGUGGAAUCUGAACUGAUUGAAAGCGUGGAGGAGGAGAAGGAGGACUCUGCCCCUAGUCCAGUGCCAGAGGAGAAGCCUAAGCUCCAGAACGUCAUACCCCAGCAGCUGUUGGACCAGUACCUGUCCAUGACGGACCCAGACAGGGCCCAGACGGUGGACACGGAGAUAGCCAAACACUGUGCCUUCAGUCUGCCUGGGGUGGCCCUCACGCUUGGCCGCCAGAACUGGCACUGCCUCAAGGACACAUACGAGACGCUGGCCACUGAUGUUCAGUGGAAGGUGCGUCGAACGCUGGCCUUCUCCAUCCAUGAGCUGGCGGUGAUCCUGGGCGACCAGCUGACGGCCGCCGACCUGGUGCCCAUCUUCAACGGCUUCCUCAAGGACCUGGACGAGGUCCGCAUCGGCGUCCUCAAACACCUGUUCGACUUCCUCAAGCUGCUGCAUGCAGAGAAGAGGAGAGAGUAUCUUUACCAGCUGCAGGAGUUCAUGGUGACCGACAACAGCCGCAACUGGAGGUUCAGAUACGAGCUGGCCGAGCAGUUGAUCCUGAUCAUAGAGUUGUACAGCCACUACGACGUGUAUGACUACCUCAGACAGAUUGCUCUCACACUCUGCUCAGACAAGGUUUCCCAAGUCCGGUGGAUCUCCUACAAACUGGUGGUGGAGAUCCUCCAGAAGCUGUAUGCAAGUGGAGCUAAUGACCUAGGCCUAAACUUUAUCAACGAGCUCAUAGUCCGAUUCUGCCAUUGUAACAAGUGGGUGGGACGGCAAGCCUUUGCAUUCAUCUGCCAGGCUGUAGUAGAGGAGGACUGCAUGCCCAUGGAUCAGUUCGCCCAGCAUCUCCUGCCCAGUCUGUUGAGCCUCUCUUCGGACUCGGUGGCCAACGUGCGCGUCCUCGUAGCCAAGGCCCUGCGACAGAGCGUCAUGGAGAAAGCCUACUUCAAGGAGCCCGGCUGCCCCUUCUCGGACGAGCUGGAGGAGACGGUGAUGGCGCUGCAGACGGACAAGGACCGCGACGUGCGUUUCUUUGCCACUCUGGAUCCAAACAAGGCCCUGAUGGACACGGCCCCUUUAAUCUAGCCGCCAUCUCUGCCCCCCCUCCCUCACUCCCCUUUAACCCCCUCCGCCUGCCUGUCUGUCUACCUGUCUGUCUGACUGAGGCACAGUCAGCGUCUAACUGCCGUCACCAGCACCUGACCACCAGACCCCACCACCUGCAGAACUGUCCUGCACCAGCCACACCCUACAGAUUUGUACAGACUACAGCAUAUAUACCGCCCUAAAUCAUGCAUGCUCUCGUAAAACAAAAAAAAACAACAGAGCUGCAUUGUUUUUUUUUAUUGCGAUGAGACCUGCAUAAUGCACAUUAUACAACACAUAAUAGACAUUUUUUCAAUUCAAGAGGGAUGUUUUUGAUCUCUUCUUGCCAUGAAGCUCCCCAAUCAGAAAAGAAAACCUAACAAUAGUGAGCAGGACUCAAGAGAUUAGUCUGACCCUUCUUUGGGGGCAGCCGUGUCUCCUCGUCACUCGGCUCGUCCUCCUUUUCCUCGGCUAUACCAGUAACAUGCUAAGACCCUGCUUCACCAAUCAACGAGGGGGCUAAGAGCGUGUUCUCCAAAGCUAAUUAUAAAGUCGAUUUUGUUUUUUUCCUUCCCGUUCUGAUUAUUUUAUUUUUACUUUCGGAUCACUAAACGAACAAGCACGCUAAGGAAGUCUGCAUGGCGGACGCAGGCACCAACUCAGGGGGGACUGAUCCAGACCUUGACGCGUUAGCUCUGACCUGCUACUACCAGCUAGGCCUGUGCGGCGGCUCGCCACGUCCCAGCUGAUGGAACUCCCGGUGGUUUACUAAGUUAGUUCUGGACCAGCUUAAAAACCCACCCAGUAGCUCUGCUGCUGGGUCUCUCUUGCCACACCAACCUGUUGUGUUCCUCAUUUCCACUGGGCUCUUCACGCUUUCCCAUUCCUCUCCAUUUUCACUUGUUUCUCACACAUUCUGCUUCACGUGUUCAUGGACCGAUGAUGCUACCACUACGACGACGGCUGUCACACAGGAGAACCGAGGACUGCCUCUGCGUUACAGGCCUUGAUGUAAACACCAUGUCUCAUGUCUGAAUGAAUGCCUUAAUGGACUAUUGGUGGCAUUGCUGCCGCGUGUGUGUGUGUGUGUGUGUGUGCGUGUGUGUGCAAAUAAUGUGACGGCACCUCUCCAAGGAUGGCAGGAGAGCCAAGGAAAUACCUCUCUGUCAGGAUGCGGCUCUGGCCAGUGUGUGUUGUCUAGAGAAAAGGGGCCCAGGGUUGGAGCAGACUGAAUGUCCUCUUGUGUUGAACUGCUCUCGCGGGGAGCACCUUUCACAUGAUUAAGAAACACUUGAUUCUAACAAGGGCUCACAACGAAGUGGCACGGUUCGAUUUUCAAACCUCAGAGCAAAGGACGGUGGCAACUCAAGCACACUAUUCUUUUAUUUCAUUUGUAUUAUGCAUGUCAAGCCUUCCGUUUUCCCUUCCUCCUGUUGUACAGUCUAUCCCUAGCUCCCUUUUUUAAGUUGACCACAUAUGUGACCAUGGUAGCGUUUCAGUGGAUCUGACUGACCAAGUUGUACAGUAGCAAAUUCUGAAUGACGCAAAUCACAGUCGAGUGAGUUGGGCGGUUCAAUCAGGAGGUUGGUGAAUAGAUGUAAAGAGAAAGCGGUGGUAUUAUUGGCCCUUGUAUGGGUUGAAUGCAUAAAGUAUGAGGUUUCUAAACCCUUAGCUAUUUGGAACAUUGUAUAGCUUAAACCUGUGGAAACGAUGUGUUUCUGAAACAAUGGCCAGUCAUCUUUAUUUUUUAUUUUUACAAUGACAUGUGUGAAUAUGAUGGGAGCAGUCACCAAGUCACUUUCUGAGUCUUCAGUUCUUUGACACCCCCCCCGGCCCACCUAGUUUGUAAAUCAGCCAUUCUGACCAUGACUUGAAGUCUCAGCUGAUGUGUGGAGCGCGCUGCGCAUUCCCAAGUACUUCUUGUGUUUGGAAGGAGAGUUAACUGUGUGGCUGUGCAUCGUCUAUACUCAUCUCAUCUGUCAGCAAACAUUUUGUGCCCAUCUCAUUUUUUAUGUGGUAGAACUGUUAAUAUAUGCAUUUUAUGAAAAUUAUUUUUCUUUUCAAUUAUGCACCACUGUUCAAAGAUUUUAUAUCCUAACUUUGCAAAAUCUACAACCUUUGUAAUAUUCAAUGGUUUCUUUUAAAAGGACAUUUUAUGUAAUGUUAUUUUUAGCAUUCUGUAAUUAAAAUGAUGAAAUUA
Messenger RNA from Gadus morhua (Atlantic cod), 5420 nucleotides. It is a transcript of the gene ppp4r1l, whose product is annotated as protein phosphatase 4, regulatory subunit 1-like. Gene Ontology annotation, cellular component: cytoplasm. The coding region runs from base 251 to 3220 and encodes 989 amino acids. Gene Ontology annotation, biological process: protein dephosphorylation. The transcript has 20 exons. NCBI's taxonomy places the organism in Eukaryota, Metazoa, Chordata, Actinopteri, Gadiformes, Gadidae. The record is from RefSeq and is a predicted model, not a curated record. Gene Ontology annotation, molecular function: protein phosphatase regulator activity.